AAUGUCAAUGAUAAAGCUAAAAAGAAAAACAAAAUAAAAGAAGUUAAAAGAAAAAAUAAAUAAAAAUCUCAAGUCCAUGUAGCGCACGAGUUGCCUUAGGACUGGAACUGAGUAGUAUUCUAGCUUUUGCAACUUUCGAGAUAUGGAGCAGUUGCAUCUCCAUUAAAGGAGACUUGAGAGUAGCUUUGAUCAGUAAACAAAGGCAACAGAAGAAAAAGGAAAAAGAAAUCUUACCAAUAGAAGCAAUAUUGAAGCAGGUCGAAGAAUGGCUUCUCAAGAAGGCAGUAAGCAGGAUGAGGAGAUUUUUGUUAGAGGAGAAUCACCCCAUUUCUAUAAGAUCAUUCUUGAAAAAACCAUCCGUGAAGGAAAAUUUGGGAUUCCUAAGAAAUUUGUGAAAAAAUUUGGGAGUUUUUUGCCAAGUCCAAUAAUCCUUAAGGUUCCUUCUGGCAAGUCAUGGGAAGUAGAGUUGUUAAAGAUUGAAGAUGAAAUUUGGGUGGAAAAGGGUUGGCAAGAAUUUGCACAGUAUCAUUCUCUGAAAUAUGGGCACUUUGUAUUGUUUAAAUAUGACGGUGAUUGCCAGUUCAAUGUGUUGAUUUUUGAUAUGAGUGCCGUGGAGAUCGAUUAUCCAGGCUCUGGAGUACCUUCAAUGGAUCCAAAUCAUGGUCGAGAUUCUCGACAGCCCAUGAUUCGAGCAAAUGAAGAGGAAGAUGCCAGUUCUUGUCAAAUCUUGGAAGAUUUAACUAGUAAUUGCUGCACAUCUAGAGAAAUGUUGGAUAAGAAGGGCAUCAGUAGGCAGGCUAAAAAGCCUUCAAGUUUUAGUACUUGUCAAGCUCCUGAUUCUGCCAACAACUUCAUCUCAUCAAAUUAUCCAUCCUUCAGGGCCGUUUUCCGACACGAAAAUAUUUUGAGCGUACCUUUCAGCUUUGUUCAAAGCCAUAUGGAGUGUGAAACACACACUGUGAUGCUUAAAGUUGCAAAUAAAACUUGGCCUGUAAAGCUAAAUGUGUAUUCUCGUAAGCACACAGCAAUUUUUUCUGCUGGAUGGAGUGCAUUUGCAAAGCAAAACUCUCUGAAAGUUGGAAGUGCUUACAACUUUGAGCUGAUCAAGAGGGAUGAGAUGACCGUAUCCAAAUUUACCACGUGCAAGCUAGGCUAAAGGGUUUGUAUUAUCCACAUCUAGGAAGAAAUAUGUAACAGACAUAUGUAUUCUGAGUCUGCUAUCAGCUUGUCCUCCUCCAUGAGUUAUGUAGUGCAAUUCUGAGGUCUGAAUCAGAAAGUUUUAACUUUGUACUAUUCUGGUUUUGUAUUCCUUGAUCCUCGGUCACGCUUCAUCGUACUACGCGACUCCAUCAUCUGUCCACUUACUAAUACAUGGCCAUACACAACACUUGAGAACCUAUUGGAAUUUUAACGGAGUUCUUUUGCUGUUAGGAA
This is a messenger RNA of Ricinus communis (castor bean), 1434 nucleotides long. Its product is annotated as B3 domain-containing protein At5g18000. NCBI's taxonomy places the organism in Eukaryota, Viridiplantae, Streptophyta, Magnoliopsida, Malpighiales, Euphorbiaceae. Gene Ontology annotation, molecular function: DNA binding. The record is from RefSeq and is a predicted model, not a curated record. The coding region runs from base 266 to 1156 and encodes 296 amino acids. The transcript is spliced from 4 exons.